Molecule: messenger RNA, 4475 nt
Organism: Lethenteron reissneri (Far Eastern brook lamprey)
Lineage: Eukaryota; Metazoa; Chordata; Hyperoartia; Petromyzontiformes; Petromyzontidae
Product: guanine nucleotide-binding protein G(t) subunit alpha-2-like
Biological process (GO): detection of chemical stimulus involved in sensory perception of bitter taste; adenylate cyclase-modulating G protein-coupled receptor signaling pathway
Cellular component (GO): photoreceptor inner segment; cytoplasm; heterotrimeric G-protein complex
Molecular function (GO): G protein-coupled receptor binding; GTPase activity; G-protein beta/gamma-subunit complex binding
Source: RefSeq, a predicted model, not a curated record
AUGAGCGACGAGGUCGAUGGCGACGCCGCAGAGGUGUGCGGCGGCGACGACGGUGCCGCGACGCCGGCGACGACGAGGGGGACGCGAGUCAUCGGCCAUCUCGGGGUGUCGUACGAGACCUACGAAGAGGAUGAAGCAACAGACUACCAGGACAUCGACGAUGAGCUGGACCCAGAGCUGCGCAAGCGAACGAUCAAGUUGCUGCUGCUGGGUGCUGGAGAAUCUGGAAAAAGUACCAUCGUAAAGCAAAUGAAGAUCAUCCACAAGAAUGGCUACUCAGAAGCGGAGUGCUUGGAAUUCCGGGCCAUCAUCUACAGCAACACGCUGCAGUCCAUCCUCGCCAUCGUCCGAGCCAUGGAAACGUUCAGCAUCGACUACGGGGAUACUGAAAGAGCUGCUGACGGGAGGCAGCUCUUCAACCUUGCCGACUCACUGGAGGAGGGAUCCAUGCCCAAUGAGCUUGCCGCCAUCAUCAUCCGCCUGUGGAAGGACACCGGGGUGCAGGCCAGCUUCGAUCGGGCGUCCGAAUACCAGCUCAACGAUUCUGCCUCUUACUACCUCAAUGAUCUGGAUCGUCUUAUGGACCCAGGCUACUUGCCCAACGAGCAAGACGUCCUGCGCUCCCGUGUUAAGACCACCGGCAUCAUCGAGGACUCCUUCUGCUUCAAAGACCUGCAGUUCAGGAUGUUCGACGUGGGAGGGCAGCGAUCGGAGCGGAAGAAGUGGAUCCACUGCUUCGAGGGCGUCACCUGUAUCAUCUUCUGCGGCGCGCUGAGUGCGUACGACAUGGUGCUCGUGGAGGACGACGAAGUGAACCGCAUGCACGAGAGCCUGCACCUGUUCAACAGCAUCUGCAACCACAGAUACUUCAACGACACCUCCAUAGUGCUGUUCCUCAACAAGAAAGACCUCUUCGAGGAGAAGGUGAAGAAGGUCCACCUCAACAUUUGUUUUCCAGACUACGAGGGUCCGAACACCUUCGAUGACGCAGGAGCCUACAUCAAGAACCAGUUCCUGGACCUGAACCUGCGCAAGGAGGCAAAGGAGAUCUACUCGCACUUGACGUGCGCCACUGACACCCAGAACGUCAAGUUCGUGUUCGACGCAGUCACCGACAUCAUCAUCAAGAACAACCUCAAAGACUGCGGCCUCUUCUGAGUCGGGCGUCACUUCGCUCGGAAGACGCGGUUCGUUUCAAAACGCUGCGACGACGCGAGGCACAAAAUGAUGCACGCCAGCGUCGUGUCGGCUCGUUCAUGUUAAGCCACAUUGAGAUGGCGGUAUGGGUCAUUGUUGAUAGCUUAGAGGGAUUGCGCAAUAGCCAGAGGCUUCCCUUCUUUCGUCUAUUUUACGUUGAUCCCUUAAAAGUGAUUGAGGCUCAAGUGAAUAUUACUAAUUCCUCAAGUACACGUUCAUUUGUGUAGUGUACAGACCCUAUUCUUCUGCGGUAAUUUAAACCAUUUAAAGUUAUUUUUAUGCAUACUCAUACGGAGAAGCAUAAGACAGUUUAAUGAUUGUGUGCAUUUCUAGGCAGAUUCUCGUGGACUACUAAAAACAGGAGUGUGGUGAUUAUAAUAACUUAGUGGGGUUUGAGCACAGCUGUGCAUUGCAGCGUUUAGUACAGCGGUAAUUAUAAACGAACUGCUCAAUAGUUCAGGCAAUUUGACUGUUAAUCAGUUCAUUUUCUACGAGCAGUAGCAACCAACCUUUAUGCAACACGAAGCAGCCUCAUGAGUAAUGUCCUAGCCACACAUUAUGGAAAGGAAUGGUGUGUGAUAGUGUAGCUAAUGAUAGCCGAGUUAGUUUAACACGUAGGCUUACGCGACCAAUAAUCCAUAAGAGGUCCUUUGGGUUAGAUCGCGUAAAUAUAUAAAUGUGUCGUUAAAAAAGUAAUUAAAAGAUAACAAAAAAUACCGUACAUUGCGGGAGUAACUGAUACACUAGUCAGGUGUUUGGAAAAACAAAACAUCCGAGUCAGAUUUGGCACGGUACAUAAAAUACAGAAAUUAAUAUCUGGUACAAAAGAUGUAUUACCGAAGCUAUCAACAGAAGGUGUGUACAUGAUUAAAUGCACUUGUGGCAAAUGUUAUGUUGGGCAAACAGGAUGAUUGAUCAGCACGAGACUAAAGAACAUCAGAGAAAUAUUAAAUACUCCCAAUACAACUGUCAGCAGUAGCAGAAUACGCGUGCCAACAAGGACACUCAAUUCAUUUUGAUAAUGUUGAAGUUCUGUGCAAAACUAGCUACUACUGGCCAAGACUAAUUAGAUAAUCUAUGGAAAUUGAAAGAAAUAAAAAUACCUUUAACCGUUCGGAUAGCUACCUACGUAGUGCUGCGUGGAAGCGAAUCAUCAAAUAAUACAUUGUUUAAAUGCACGCCUAUACAGGCCACCACACACAAUAGACAGCAAGGACAAGAUCAAAGGGCUUGCAUAAUGCACAUGCAUAGUGUACGUUGACUCAGUAAUCUCCUCCCCCCCUCCACACUGCGCAAGAGCGCAGAAGCGUGGUCACCACAUCUACGCCUCUAUAUAAGGAACGAAACAGGUGGACUUCUCCACAAAUCUGUUUGUUGCCUGAUGAAGCUAGUUGUAAUUACUGACGAAACGUCGUACUCGGAUUGUAAAUGUUGUGGCUUGGCUCUCCAACACACCGGUGUGCUGUACUAGUGACGAAUUGGCACGUUGUUUACGUGACAACCCUUACUAGUUGGCUGUGUUGUGUGGUGGCGGGUUUUAACGACACAUUUAUAUAUUAACCCAAAAUAACCCAAAAUACCUCUAUUACGGCUGGGUUCGUCAGCUUAAGCAUAUUCCCGUAACAAUGCUUAAACAUCACUGCAAAGCAUGGGCGCGUAUUUGAGUACGGCAUGACCCUCUCGUGCGGGAGAGGUUUAGAGAGUUCGCUGAAGAUGGAUGUAACGUGAAAUGUCCAUUAGGCGUAGCACUUACGAUAGUGAUGCAGUUACAUUGGUGAGUUAUUGGUGGUAGCUGUAACGACCGAUGCAAGACAGUGUGUCCUCACAAUAACUGGGCUCCUGCAAGGGGUGGUGGUGACGCAGCAUACCCAUUCACUUAUCGCUAUUUCCACGAACACCAAUUGCCCUUUCACAGCUUUGUGAUGUCGCUUGUAUUUGACUUUGAUGUUCUAAAAAUGCUGUGUAAAAGUUAAGUAGACCCCUAACAACACGGGAAACCAACACAAAUCACGAGCCCUCGUUUGUGGAGUAUGCACGUUCCCACAAUCCGCCGACAGUUGCAGCUCUCAGUGAUGCAGUGCAAAGCUGGGGACUGGAACUCGCAACGUGACCGUUUUCUGCGUAGCGUUGAGAAGCAGCUAACAAGUAAGGCAUGGAUUUGUUAAGCCGUUUAAAUUGUUUUACUUCGGAAGCACAUAUUCCCAAUUAAUAGCAAUCUAGGGCUCUCCUAAAAAAAAAAAAACUCGCUAUACACAGGGCAUUUCAUAUCCGCCAAACGUUAUUUCGAGGACACACUGUACAUAAGAUAUCGCUAUAAAAAAAAUGUUAACAUAAUUUACUUAUGUUUAACGGACAGCUGAAAAACCAAAUCGCGAUUUACCGAUGACCCACGACCGAUGGGUAUAGAGUUUCUUCUUAACGCGGUGCACAACAGCAGCACGCAACAAUGUGUGAUGCUGUUGUCGCGUCCGAACUGUGUCGUGGAUAUUUUAAAUGAUCCAGUGAUAAAAUAAUCACACAGCACGACGCGUGAGUCUGUGGUGCAACUUAUCGGAAUACUGUGAACCAACUUCAAAUGAUGUGUGCUGGUUCAAGUUCAUUCAUUUAUUUCAAGUUCAUUUAUUAGCUAUAGCCCUGUGAGCCAUUCGGCUCUUGAAUGGUGAUGUCAUGAAGCUAAAUACCACAAUGCCCCAGACUACUUGUGUCCAAUUAGUUAGCCGACUCAAAUCGAUGGCAUUGGCGCGGCUCUCCUGUGUAAUUCUACUGUUCUUGGGGUCUGUAAAUGGGGAUAUUUGUGCAUGGUGAACAUAGAGCGAACAUGUGAAUGCCAUGAACUGUGAACAAGACAACCGUAUAACAUGAAGUCAGGCAUUAAUGAUUUUAAAACAAACAUGAGCAUCCUUCCUGUUAGUUUCCGCGUCAAACUCAAUCCCACAAGACAAAUGGGUAGCACCAGCGGUGGACUUUUGGUAAGUGUUGCGUUUAGAUGCGGAAGAGAAUAGAAUGGACGUAAGCAUUAACAACCAUUCUAUCGACUUUCACAAUUAUAGAUACUCGACUUUAUUGUUGUACAUUUAAAAUGUUAGAGAAUUCCCAGGUUCGUCUGUGGAAAAGCAAUAAAGCAUGUCGCACUAAUUAUUAUUAUUAUACGACUGUCAAGUCGAUAGGAGGCUGUGACAUAUUUGGUGGAAUGGUGAAAGCUGCCACAUGAACCUAAAGCGCUGUGGGCUGGACAUCCGUUGUAUGUAUUAAUGUUGCUGUAUGUUAAUAAACAGUAG